ACCCAAAAAAAACCACCCGCAUCAACGGCACCACCAUCUUUGUUAGAGAAGCUGCACAAAUCUUCGCUUCUUCUCCGCUCCAGAGCUGCUAAAUCAUCAUACACAGGCUUUUAGAUAUAGGAUCUAUGGACGCUAACCGUAACAACAACAACAAAGGAAAGACAGCGAACAACUCCAGCACUAAUCCCAGCAUGGAGAAUGAGAGUAAAUAUCUCCCGGAGCUGCUGGCGGAGAAGGACAGCCUGGAUGCGUCGUUCACUCACGCCAUGAAGCUGCUCAGUGCGGAGAUCGAAAGAAUUCAGAAAGGUGAGCCGAAAAAAGACGGCGAAACGUACCUGGACCUCUUCGCCAACAAGAACGUGCGGGUGAAAGAACGAGUGCUUAUUCCCGUCAAACAGUAUCCACGGUUCAACUUUGUGGGGAAGAUUCUCGGUCCCCAGGGCAGCACCAUCAAAAGACUGCAGGAGGACACCGGAGCCAAGAUUUCCGUCCUGGGCAAGGGCUCCAUGAGGGACAAGAACAAGGAAGAAGAGCUGAGGAAGGGAGGAGAGCCCAAAUACGCUCACCUGUCCAUGGAGCUACACGUGUACAUUGAAGUGUUUGCGCCAAUCCCUGAAUGCUACAUGCGCAUGGCUCACGCUAUGGACGAGGUCAAGAAGUUCCUCAUGCCUGUGGACAACAUGGACGAGAUGCACCCGGAUCCCUUCAUGGACCCCGGGUAUCUGAACGGUGCUCAAGAUGUCCCCUCCCGUGGCCGUGGAGGCCCUGGUCGGGGCCGCGGCGGCCCACCACUUCCCAUGCUUGGAGCCAGGGGGCGUGGCAUGCUCCCACGUGGUGGUGCCCCUCGUGGUGGUGCCCCCAGAGGAGGUCCAGGAAGAGGAGGAGCAGCCAGAGGAGCACCAGUGGGUCGGGGUGGACAUCCUCCUGCCUCCUCGAACCGUGGCGGGGCAGCAGGACGGUCCCGUCCCCCCGCUGCAUCACAGAGGAUGGCACCUGCACCUGCACUCUCUCAUCAGCAGCACCAAGCGCCAGAGUCGUAUGAGGAAUACUCGUAUGACGAGAGCUACACCGAAACUCCAUAUGAAGGUUAUGAUAACUAUUACAACCAGUCAGCACCACAGGGAGAAACGGAAUACUACGACUACGGGCAUGGCGAAGCUCAAGAAAAUUAUGAAUCAUAUGCCGAGGACGACUGGGAAGGUGCCGCGUGGGGGAGCGGCGGAGGGAAAGCUCCUGCCCAACGCCAGAAUAAAGGAAACUAUCGCGAACACCCGUACGGAAGAUUCUGAGACCUGUCACUCACUGGGGUUGCCUGGGCAACCGCCUCCAAUUGUAACUCCUUUUAACAGCUCAAAGUAAUUUUUAGAUAAUUUUUUUUUUUUUUUUUUGUUCUAAUUUUUUUUUUUGUGUGUCUUUUGGAAUUCGCUCACUCGGACUUUGGUUAUUUUUUAGCGCUUUCCUCUUUGCAUUGUUGGCUUGUGCGGUCUGCUUGCUGAUAAUUCUUCCUCUUAUUAUUAUUCUUAUUAAUUUUUUUUUAAUGUAAUUAUUGUGGGUUAAAACGUAGAAACGAGUUCCAAACAGUUGACUUUUUAGGCAAAAAAAGAAAAAGUGGCUCGCUUUUGAGAAAAAAAACACAGAAAGGCUUCGAAAGGAAAGUGUUUAAAAGCCGUUUGUCCGAAAACCCAACACUAAACACCAACCUUAAAACUGACUGCUGUAUAGAAAUGUCAGCUAAAUUUUCUCUGGAGAAACAAAAUGUUCUUUCACAGGCGCAGGAUUUUGUUCCCAAAAAAAAAAAAAAAAAAAAAAAAAAAAAAAAAGGAGAGAGAAAGAAAAGAAAUAAAAUAAAAUUCCGUUGGUUAUCAAGUUUCUCUUUUUGUAAUGGGGGGGGGAAAUAUAUAUGUGGCCAGUCUAAAACUAUGUAUAUAAGUUUAUCUAUGAUUAAUCGUUUUUAUUUUUGCUGUCUAUAGUUUUGCAUUUCAUUACAAAAAAAAAUUACUGGUGUUCGUUUGCCUAAAUAGGAAACUAAAACAUGUUUUUUUUGUUUUUUUCCCCUGUAGUUAUGUCAGUCAAUAAAGCGCAGUCUUGUUUUCCAGCUAACAAAACCUGGUAUUUUUGCUUUUGUCUUCUAGCUGUCGGUCCAUAAAUGCCUUUUUUUUUUUUUUUUUUUUACUAACUAGUAUUUUGUUAGACAAACUUGCAUGCAGAUAUAAUACACCAUGUCCUUCGUUUGUUCAGUGAAUGACAAAAAAAUAUAUAUAUUGUGUAUAAACCGUUGCUAAUUAGAAUCCAAUUAAUCUGUAGCUGUUGGUAAAUGAUUUAUUAUUAUGUCCUGUUUAUCACAGAAAACUUUAAUACAGACAAAAAUAAUAAUAAAAAAAAAUCUCUAACAGUAACCCCUCCCCCCUAAUUUGUGUCCUGAAGUGAAAAUGUGACUUAAAAUCUUUCAUUUCAAUGAUUUAUACACAAUACAGCAGCUUUCUUGAAAGCUGCACCAGCGUUUCCGGCGGAAGUGCUGAUGUAUUUUCCAAAAAAUAAUUGCUGCUCACUCCCAUCUUUUUCCUUUUAUCGAAAAAGGAUCGUGAGGUGAGUCCUGCCAAGUGGCCUCUAAAAUAAAUACCUCGUUUAAAGAAAAGGUAACGUAUGAUCGUGUGAAAUUACACUGACGUAAACAAAACAACAAAAACAAAAUGUAGACUUUGCCUCAUUGGGCUUGUACUUCAAAAUGUAUUUAAAAUAAUAAUAAUAAUAAUAAUAAAAGGACAAACAAAGGUUUUCCCCCCUACCCCCCUCCUUGUUCUUGUGGCCGACAUGACCCUCGGAUAAAUGUUAUGUGUAGUAGUGUGAAGAAGAUCGCAAACUUGGCAGCAGGCUUACGCGACUUUCGUUGGGCUGAAAAAAUAACCAGAACAAAAAUCGGGAAGGAGGCGCUACAAAAAAGGUGGCUUAGGAAGCGCUACAAAAAGAAAGGUAACAUCUGCCCUAAAUGUCUUUUUUUCCCAACACCACCACCACUAUUUAUUUAUUUAUUUAUUUAUUUAUUUUGCUUACAAAAUAAUAUAAAGAACGUUCAAAAAAAUUUAGCUACAUCAUUUAAAAAUGCAACUCUUGCUCUAAAAAAAAAUCUUCUUUUGAUUUUUUUUUUUUAUUUCAUUUAUUUAUUUAAAAAUAAUAACAAUAAAAUUCAUUAAAAAAGUAAAAAAUAGUUGGUUUAAAAAAAAAAUAAUCAGUCUUAAAAUAGAUUAAAAAAAUUAAAAGUAAAUUUAAACAAAAAAAAAAUAA
This is a messenger RNA of Hemibagrus wyckioides, 3282 nucleotides long. RefSeq names its product KH domain containing, RNA binding, signal transduction associated 1a (gene khdrbs1a). The coding region runs from base 126 to 1289 and encodes 387 amino acids. Gene Ontology annotation, molecular function: mRNA binding; poly(A) binding. Gene Ontology annotation, biological process: regulation of alternative mRNA splicing, via spliceosome. NCBI's taxonomy places the organism in Eukaryota, Metazoa, Chordata, Actinopteri, Siluriformes, Bagridae. Gene Ontology annotation, cellular component: nucleus. The record is from RefSeq and is a predicted model, not a curated record. The transcript has 9 exons.